AUGUUUCCUACUCCUACGGCUUUAAGUGUUGGUAUCCGGCGGUCAAGAUUGCAAAUUGAAGUGAUCAAAUUUUAUCGUGAAUGUUGUAAAGCUGUAAAAAGAAAACCACCGCGUAAACGUGUCGGUCGCGGACCUGCCUCAGGGCAUGGUAAAACUUGCGGUCGAGGUCAAAAGGGUCAAAAAGCGAGAGGUGGUAAUGGCAAGCCAAGACGUGGCUUCGAAGGCGGUCAGACUCCCAUUAGUGUAGCAUUUCCAAAACGUGAUUAUUUGAAAACCCCAAUUACAAUUGAGGUCGCCCGUGCUUCUCAAGCGGCAAUUAAAGCUAUUGAGAAAGUUGGUGGUAAGAUUACCUGUAGAUAUUAUAACAGACUUGCUUUAAGGGCUACUAUAAAACCAGAGAAAUUUUGGAAGAUACCAAAAUUUGCUGCUCCAGUCAAAGCAAAGGAUAUCGAGUUAUAA
This is a messenger RNA of Racocetra fulgida, 459 nucleotides long. The record is from the annotation of a GenBank genome assembly. NCBI's taxonomy places the organism in Eukaryota, Fungi, Glomeromycota, Glomeromycetes, Diversisporales, Gigasporaceae.